Messenger RNA from Nylanderia fulva, 531 nucleotides. RefSeq lists its product as uncharacterized. Gene Ontology annotation, biological process: DNA integration. Lineage: Eukaryota; Metazoa; Arthropoda; Insecta; Hymenoptera; Formicidae. The record is from RefSeq and is a predicted model, not a curated record. Gene Ontology annotation, molecular function: nucleic acid binding.
AUGACCACGAAAGCACUGCACCUAGACGCAGUAUCGGAUUAUACUACCGCGUCGUUCCUUGCCGCGUAUCAUCGUUUUACCGCACGUCGUGGCAUUCCGCAUGCAAUGUACUCCGAUCACGGUACCACAUUUCAAGGUGCCGAUCAAGAGCUUACGGCCUCCUUCCAUGCAGCCACGCGUGAUCCAGCAUUUCAAAAUUACAUAGCUCAAGAAAAUACUGCAUGGCAUUUCAUACCUCCCGCUGCGCCGCAUUUCGGAGGCCUAUGGGAGGCUGCCGUACGCUCUGUGAAACAUCACAUUAAACGCGCUAUUGGAACGCACACCUUAACGUUCGAAGAGAUAACCACAUUACUAUGCCGUAUCGAACUUUUCUUAAAUUCUCGUCCCAUCGCUUCCGUGUCCGACGCUUUAGACGAUUAUACCGCUCUGACUCCGGGUCAUUUUUUGAUCGGCGCAUCCUUAAGCUCGAUCCCGGAGCCGAGCUUACUCGAACUCGCCGAAAAUCGUUUAUCUCGCUGGCAACUAGUGUAG